Molecule: messenger RNA, 2316 nt
Organism: Colletotrichum spaethianum
Lineage: Eukaryota; Fungi; Ascomycota; Sordariomycetes; Glomerellales; Glomerellaceae
Product: putative glutamine amidotransferase DUG3
Exons: 5
Coding region: 1-2316 (771 amino acids)
Source: RefSeq, a predicted model, not a curated record
AUGCGCCUCUCUUCGCUGCUGGUCGCCGCCGUGAUGGCCAGCGCCUCGACUUUGACGCCUCCCGUCCUUCCUUUGAUUGUCCGCAAUCCGUACCUCAGCACCUGGCUGGGCAACGCUCGCGAUGCGCCGUGGGAACACUGGCCCUAUUUCUGGACGGGCUCGAGCGUUGGCUUCUCCGUCAUGGCCUCUGUGUCGGACUCCAACACUGUAUAUCCUUUGCUAGGACGGCCUCAGGACUCCUUGCCCCCGUCCUCCAAGUCCUCUGGACCUGUCAAAGUCGUGCUCUCGUUUCUCUCGCCCAUCACGCCCACGUCUACCUUUCGCCAGUCGAUUCCUGCUGCGUAUCUGACUGUCCACGUCGAGGGCUCCUUCGACAUCAGCAUCUAUACUGACGUGAAUGGCGAAUGGGUAAGCAGGCAGUCGCAGCAGCUGCUUACCGAAUUCGCCGACCACGCGGAAUGGGGCACACUUCACUUCACUGGGCCGGCCGACGCUUCCCAUCAAGCUGGAACCUCUGGCAUUUUGCGCCAGCAUUUUGCGGCAAAGGGCUCCCUGAAGAACGAGGUCGAUGGUUCGUUUAGAAAGAUCAUGGACGAGGAGCCAGUCUUUGCCUUCUCCAAGACUUUCCACCUGAGCAACAAGACUGGUUCUGGGACGGCAUCAGCGGACAGUGUUCUCUUCACUUUUGCCCUUGUUCAGGACCCUGUGGUCCAGUUUGCGGCUGCUAGAGGACUUACGCAGAUGCGCCCCCUGUGGUCUUUCUACUUUGCCACGCCCAUCGAGCUUGUACAGUACCACUACGACGACUUUUCCGCGGCCAGCUUGCUGGCUAGCAACUACUCUGGUCAGCUGGCUAUCGACGCGUUUGCCUCGGGCUCUCAGGAUUACCAGGACAUUGCUGCGCUGUCCGCUCGCCAGGUACUGGGUGCCACGCAGUUCUCGGGAACUCCUGACAACCCCAUCCUGUUCCUCAAGGAGAUCUCUUCCAACGGAAACUUCCAGACGGUUGACGUGAUCUUCCCCGCGUUCCCAUUUUUCUUGUACACGAAUCCCCGUUGGCUCGCCUACUUGUUGGAACCCUUACUCGAGCACCAGCUGAGCGGACAGUACCCCAACGACUAUAGCAUGCAUGAUCUGGGCGCCCAUUUUCCUAAUGCCACUGGUCAUUCCGACGGCAGAGACGAGUACAUGCCUGUGGAAGAGUGUGGUAACAUGCUCAUCAUGGGCCUAGCGCUUGUCAACGCUUUCAAGUACGACACCCAGCCGGCAUUCCUUCAGUCUGUUGAGGGUCAUGCACGCGCCCACGGUCAAUUCGAAGCAGAAACUAGCAGCGUCCAGCCAUGGGCUCUAUCUAUGGACUCGUACGGUAUAGACCGCUCCUCGGCCGAAGUUGCUAUGAGAGGCUCCAAGGAAGCCGAGAAGUGGGUGUCCCGGUCGUACGAGCUCUGGACCAAGUGGACGGGAUACUUGGUUCGCGAAUCGCUCAUUCCGGCGAACCAGCUCUGCACGGACGACUUCGCCGGGUGGCUCGCGAACCAGACGAACCUGGCUCUCAAGGGCAUCAUCGGUAUUAAGGCCAUGGCCGAGAUCUCCAACGUCCUGGGCAAGACGGACGACGCGAAGUACUACACGGAUAUUGCGACCGACUACAUUGACAAGUGGCAAGGCUUCGGUAUUUCCAGGGACGGUACCCACGCCAAGCUGGCUUACACAUGGUAUGGGUCUUGGACGACCAUUUACAACCUCUACGCAGACUCGCUACUCUGCUUCCAUCUGCCAGAGGAGAAGAAGCCAUCGACGCACGGCGGACAAUUCAUGGGGUGGUUCCAAAAGGCCAUAGGCAUCAAGGCGCGGUCGACGUUCGUCCCGGACAAGGUGUACAGCAUGCAAAGCAACUGGUACCACGCGGUGCUACAGCACUACGGGCUCCCGCUCGAUAGUCGUCACCUAUAUACGAAGAGCGACUGGGAGUUCUUUGCCGCGGCCGUCACAAGCAAGAAGACCCGCACGGAGAUCCUUCAGAGCAUUGCGACUUGGGUUAAUGAGACGACGACUGACCGGCCUUUCACAGAUCUUUACGAGACAGAGGGUACUGGUGGAUGGCCAGGCCCUCACUUCAUGGCCAGGCCCGUAGUCGGAGGCCACUUUGCCUUCCUGGCGCUGGAGAGGGCUUGCGGCGGCAAGGCCGUCGGGGGUCUGAGCUUCCUGGAUGAACCGGAGGCGUUUGCCGAGGUAGAUGUCCGCAAAGCACUUGAGGCUGAGAUGUUUAUCGCGGGUUCUCUGGGGUCGGAGCAACAGGUGAUGGACGACCUUUAA